GAGCUUUUCUAACACAAAUUUCAAGCUAUCCACUUUCUAAAUCUCACUUCAAUUUUUUAGUUUCUGAUUUAAAAUAAAAAUCUGAGCUUUCCCUGUUCUUCUUCUUCAUUUUAAUUAUUUAUUUUAAUAAUUCAUUAAUUAAUAAUAAUUCUUAAAUAAAAGCAAAAAGUGGGAAUUGGGUGUUUUUUAUUUUCAUGAUUUGGUUUAUUUUCUCACUCUUUUUAUCAUUUUUACUUGUAAAGAUGGGAACUUUAUUAGACCCAUUAAGAAUCUAAAACUGAAACUUCCUCAUUUUUAUUUGAAAACCCUUAACAAAAAAAAAAUGAAGGAUUUUCCUGGUACACCAGGGACUUUGACUGGGCUUCUUCUUAGGAUUUCACAAUGUGUUUUUGCAGCUGGGUCAAUUGCUUCCAUGGCUACUACUUCAAGCUUUUUCAAUUUCACUGCUUUCUGCUAUCUCAUUGCUUCAAUGGGUCUUCAAGUGAUAUGGAGUUUUGUUCUUGCAUUAUUAGAUGCAUAUGCCUUAGUGAGAAAGAAGGCCUUUCAUAACCCUGUUUUGGUUAGCCUCUUUGUAGUUGGAGAUUGGGUUACAGCAACACUGUCUCUUGCAGCUGCUUCUUCAUCGGCCGGCAUAAGUGUAUUGUACUUUAGUGAUUUGGGAAGAUGUAAUUUUGGAAAUGAAUGCCAAAAGUACCAAAUGUCAGUUGGUUUAGCCUAUCUAAGUUGGAUCACCAUAGCUACCUCUUCUCUAAUCAUGCUUUGGCUUUUGGCUGCAGGGUAGAGAAGAAUAAGAAGAAGAAGUCUUUGGUUUUUGUAUAUAGAAAAAUUGUAUUUGUUUCAUUCUACUUGUAUUGUUGUAGAUUUUUCUCUAGUAGAAAAUAUUUAAAUCAUUUUUGUCAUUUUUUUUUUCAUUUUGAGUCAAUAGGAAACAAUAGCAAAAGAAGCAUACCAUUGCAAUAUUCAUGUUAUUCCAAUCAAAGUGUCAAAGUUGGGAAAAUAGUUUAGACAAAAGAAGUACAAUGUUGGAUUAAUUUUUUAAUAGAAUGGUGAUACAUUUGCCUA
Molecule: messenger RNA, 1062 nt
Organism: Cannabis sativa
Lineage: Eukaryota; Viridiplantae; Streptophyta; Magnoliopsida; Rosales; Cannabaceae
Product: CASP-like protein 5B3
Exons: 3
Coding region: 323-781 (152 amino acids)
Cellular component (GO): plasma membrane
Source: RefSeq, a predicted model, not a curated record